CCAUUCGACUGCUAUGACGUCCGUGUGACGGGGGGCGACUCGGUCGGUCUGCGUUAGUAUGUGUCAUGCGUCCCGAGUGCGAGGAUCAGGUGUAAUGACGGUCAGAGUGCGGUUGAAGAUGCACCGCGCCGCGUUGUUUGUUGUGUUUCUAGUGCUCGUUGUGGACUCAGUGAGUGGGAUGAUGUUCGAGCACCGUCAAUGCAGCCACCAACACCCCAAAGCGCACGAGAUUGUUCACGGCGUCCACGUUGAUCCUGUCCACGAAGUCAAGAAGCGCAGCAUCAGUCAACCACUCAGGAUCCUCCUUUGGUACGACGAGAGCGUCUAUAGGCUGGAUGACGAGAAGUUCGACCUGAUAAACAACACCAUUCUUCCCGAGGCCGUCCAUUUUUGGGAAAGAGCGCUGAUGGUCCGAGAGACGAAGAACACGAUUCGUCUAAAUCGGAAAUGCGAGAGCAAUCAAGUCUUCGUCAAGAAUCAGCACACCUAUUGCAUCGACACGUGUCGGACCCAGACGGUGUGCGGCGAAGUCGUCGUCCCUCCUCAGCACCUUGACGUUUGCAGAACGUGCAACGCGACCGGUCACGACUGUGGAGUUGCCGAGGGAAGUGAAGCGGGCCCAGGAAUCGACGGUUCCGAUUUUGUGUUUUACGUAUCAGCGAUGCAGACGGAAAGAUGUCACAAGGGGCUGACAGUCGCUUACGCAGCUCAUUGCCAACAGGAAGCUGCCUUGGACAGGCCAAUAGCGGGUCACGCGAAUCUCUGCCCCGGCAGCAUCAGCACGAAGCCUCAAGAGCUCGAGACGCUCCUGAGCACAGUUAAGCACGAGAUCCUUCACGCUCUGGGCUUCUCCGUCAGCCUUUACGCCUUCUACAGGGACGAAAACGGCGAACCCCGCACCCCACGGCGCACCGAGACUGGAAAACCGACGCUGAACGAGAAGCUCCAAACUCACCAGUGGAGUGAAAAUACGAUCAAGACGAUCAGCAGACCGCGAUGGCAGGUUCACGGGGGCUCGGUGGAGAGACACAUGCAGAUGAUCGUGACGCCAAACGUACAGAAGGAAGUGAGGCGACACUUCAACUGCGACAAGCUCGAGGGCGCCGAGUUGGAGGACCAGGGUGAGGACGGAACGGCGCUCACUCACUGGGAGAAGCGGGUUUUUGAGAACGAGGCGAUGACGGGUACUCAUACCCAGAAUCCCGUCUACUCUCGUAUUACUUUGGCCCUAAUGGAGGACACGGGAUGGUACAGCGCUAAUUACUCCAUGGCGCAGGAACUUGGCUGGGGCAGGAAUCUCGGGUGCAAUUUCGCGAUGAAAUCUUGCAAGGAAUGGAUAUCGACGAAGUUGUCUCACUUCCCGGAUAAGAAGGGAAAAUCUAUUCACCCGUUCUGCAACAAGGUGAAACGUGAUCCGCUUCAUACCGAGUGCACGGACGAUAGAAGCUCCGUCGCUCUCUGCAACCUCAUCGAACAUCCACAACCACUGCCAAAGAAAUAUCAGAACUUUGACUCGAUACCACACGUCCCAUCGGGUAGAGAGGAAUACUACGGAGGUUCCGUAUCCUUGGCUGACUACUGUCCUUACAUCCAAGAAUUCACGUGGAAGGCGAGGAACAUCGUUGUCAGAGGGUCGCAUUGCCUCUACGAGGAGAACAAUCCUAUCAUGGACAAGAAUUUUGCCGUCGAGAAGUACGGGCCCCAGUCGAGGUGCUUUGAUAACGCGAAUCAGAUGUGGGAGGAGAGGAACUGCAAGCAGGCCAGACAGUGGCAGCAUUGGGGGUCUGGAUGUUAUCAGUACAAAUGCGAGCUUGGAAGAUUGCACAUCGUGGUUGGAAACUACACUUUCACGUGUUUUCAUUCCGGUCAAGAAAUCGCGAUAAGAAUAUUGCAGAACAAUUGGCUCCACAAGGGGGCUUUGAUCUGCCCACCCUGCAAAGACAUUUGUCAAGCGGAGUUCAAGGCUCGAGGAGAAUGGUGCAAAAAGGGCGAGGAACAGCCUCCGGCGAAUUUUUAUCCCAGGGAUAGUCUCAACUGCUCUUUAGCGACGAGAACGUCCGCCACUGGAAUUGUGCCCGUCUUUGCAAUGCUCGUAAUCUUUCCCGCGAUCUACAGGUGAUGUGUCGUUGGUAUUAGCUCGUUAUGUAUUGUUAUCAAAUGAAGGGUAUAUAUAAAUAGAAUUGACUGCCCUGAAGGCAGGCGAACACGAGGAAAUACAUUAUAACUUUUCAAUAACUACCGGAAACAUUGUCUGAACAAAUUAUCACAUAUAUAGUAUAAAUUAUUACACACACAAACAAAUGAAAAAAAAAUCACUGGGCAGGCGAAAAGAGAAGGAAAGAGGAAAGUAAUUUCACCGUUACGUCCAACCAAUUUCAAAAUGAUUAUUCAAUUCUAUAACGAAUGUAUACACAGGCAUAUAGGUAUACAACUAUGCAUGUGUAUAUAAAAAUCGGAGCUGAAGAAGAAAAUCAUUUAUACUUCUCUUACAAAAAUUUUUGUACAUAAUAUAUUCCUGUUUCUCUCAUCACCUGAUUUUGACCGUGUUCAAUUACGAAUUCUGGUCCGAUCGUCAAUCAAAUUUGUUCAACAUGCGAGCCUCGCUAUUUAUCUUACACGUUUGAUAACACUACGUAUAGUUUUUCCUAAUUGUUUUCUAUCACGUCACCUAUACUACUUUUCAAUUACAAAAACAAAAAAAACAAAAAAAGGUUACUGAAGUUGCCAUCUAUUAUUAUGAUUAUUAUUAUUAUUAUUAUUGAGUCGUAUGUUUUAUUAAGACUUUGUUCUUUCGAGGAUUUUAGACCGAUGCUACACCAGCGAAAAAUUAAAAUACAAUUUUAAACACCUUACUGUUUAUUCCAAGUUCCAGCGCAAUAUCGCAGCUGGAAGCAAAAAGAUGAAAAACUUUUUAACUGAGCCAUAUAAUAAAUAAGUUUUUCUACAAGCAGCUAUAGAUUAAAGUUUUUCACGUGGAAGCCGUAACUACUUCUUGUCCGUGUUAAAAAGAAUAAAAGAAAAAAAAAAAAACAAAACAACGAUACCAGUGAAAUUAGCAGCGUGGAAAAUCGACGCUCAAUAACGUAAAAUAAAUAAAUAAAUUGCGGGUGACAGUUAAGGUGCUCUAGGUUAAUAAAUUCAUAUCAAUUAGAUCGCAGGUAUUGCAUUGUUCUAAAAUUCUCCUAUGUAACUCCUUGAGUUACACUAAUAUUAUGUGAUAUAGCAUAUCAAUCGGAUGUUAAUGAAAAAAAUAUGAAA
This is a messenger RNA of Diprion similis, 3258 nucleotides long. It is a transcript of the gene Invadolysin, whose product is annotated as leishmanolysin-like peptidase. The transcript is spliced from 15 exons. The record is from RefSeq and is a predicted model, not a curated record. Gene Ontology annotation, biological process: cell adhesion; proteolysis. Lineage: Eukaryota; Metazoa; Arthropoda; Insecta; Hymenoptera; Diprionidae. The coding region runs from base 59 to 2119 and encodes 686 amino acids. Gene Ontology annotation, cellular component: membrane; cytoplasm. Gene Ontology annotation, molecular function: metalloendopeptidase activity.